AUGGCGGAUGCUACAGCAAAAGAGAUUCCAUUGAACUCGGUGCAAAUUGAGGCACUGGUGGUUAUGAAGAUUGUCAAGGCAUGCUCUGCGACUUUCCCAACUACGGCGACUGGUUCUAUUGUGGGAAUGGAUAUUAACGGGACCCUCCAAAUCACCAACUGCUUCCCCUUCCCUACCGCAGAUAUCGCAGCCUCCGACUCGCACCCCAACGAUCACAUGGCUGCCUCGAACAUCGCUGCUGCCGCGCCUCGAUCAAAGGCCAAUAUCGCAUAUCAAAAUGAGAUGAUCAAAUAUUUGCGAGAGGUUAAUGUGGACGCGAACAAUGUCGGAUGGUACACGAGCGCGAACAUGGGCAACUUCAUCAAUACCAGCCUGAUCGAGAACCAGUUCCACUAUCAGAAGGAGCCAAAUGAGAGGACGGUUGCGUUGGUACACGAUGUUAGCAGAAGCUCUCAGGGCGCUUUGAGUCUCCGGGCUUUCAGAUUAUCUCCAACUUUCAUGGCCGCAUUCAAAGAGAGUAAAUUCACGACCGAGCACAUGCAAAAGUCAAAACUUACAUACAAAGACAUCUUGAUCGAACUCCCAAUCAUCGUCCAUAACUCCCACCUGUUAACCUCCUUCCUACACCAAAUGCCAGCCGAACUCCCAAAGGAAGAUCUCGAAUUUCCAGCCAGCCUUUCAGAUCUCACUGCAGAUGCUCCCCAAAAUCCGCUAUAUCCAAACCUCGAAUCUCUUGACCUUUCCAUCGAUCCCUUCCUGGAGAGAACUUGCGAUCAACUCCUCGAUAGCAUAGAGACACAUUAUACCGAACUCAACAACUUCCAAUACUUCCAAAGACAACUGGCCCGUGAGCAGACCAAGGUCACUGCAUGGAAGACGAAGCGAGCGGCGGAGAAUGCUACCAGAGCCACACAGAAGCUUGCACCACUUCCUGAAGAUGAAUGGGAGAGACUCUUCAAGUUACCAACUGAGCCCAGUCGAUUGGAGGGUAUGUUGAACGCACGCCAGGUUGAGCAAUACUCGAGACAAGUGGACGGAUUCACUGCCAGCAUUACGAGUAAGAUGUUUGCAGUCAAGAGCAAUCUGUUACCAGAUUCUGAAUAG
Cadophora gregata is the source of this 1104-nucleotide messenger RNA. RefSeq lists its product as uncharacterized. The record is from RefSeq and is a predicted model, not a curated record. Gene Ontology annotation, cellular component: eukaryotic 43S preinitiation complex; cytosol; eukaryotic translation initiation factor 3 complex. The transcript is spliced from 3 exons. NCBI's taxonomy places the organism in Eukaryota, Fungi, Ascomycota, Leotiomycetes, Helotiales, Ploettnerulaceae. Gene Ontology annotation, molecular function: protein binding; metallopeptidase activity; translation initiation factor activity. Bases 1 to 1104 code for a protein of 367 amino acids.